AACCGAGUUCAAGACGCAGGUCCGGAACGCCACCGCAGUGUUUAUCAUCAACCUGAGUGUCUCCGACCUCAUGUUCUGCUGUUUCAACCUGCCUCUGGCUGCCUCCACGUUCUGGCAACGCGCCUGGCGUCAUGGCAAACUGCUGUGCCAACUCUUCCCUCUGACCCGCUACGGCCUUGUGGCUGUGUCGCUCUUCACAGUCCUGGCCAUCACUAUUAACCGCUACGUCAUGAUUGGCCACCCCCGACUCUACCCCAAGUUAUACAAGAAGCAGUACCUGGGCCUGAUGGUAGCCUGUACCUGGAUGUUCGGAUUUGGCGCCCUUAUUACAACCUGGUUCGGAAAAUGGGGGAGAUUUGGCCUCGACGCCCGGGUUGGGUCCUGCUCCAUCUUGCCGGAUUCACACGGCCAUUCACCUAAAGAGUUCCUUUUCAUUGUCGCUUUUGUAAUUCCUUGUCUUGCCAUCGUGAUCUGCUAUGCACGUAUCUUUUACAUCGUCCGCAAGACAGCACUCAAGUCCCGUCUCACAACACGUAACAAUACAGUGACAACGAAUCAGUCUGGUAGUUCCGGUAUCGCAGGAAGCAGCAACUCUGAUGGGAAAAUACGUCGUGGUGAAGCUGUUUCUGGCUACGAAGAUGUUACUGUUUCUGGAAAAAUUAUGAAGAAGUGUAACUUCUCUCCAGAAGAUUCAGCUUUGGGCUCAUCGAGUACCGGCCCAACAAUCACCACUGAUAAAGGAUCGUCUUUUAUAGAGAAUGGACACACAACUCCUCCACCUUGCAACAACAAUAAGUCUUCUUCAGGUCUUAAGAUUCAGACCGUUGACAACGUCUUAAGCGAUGGUAGCAGACCUGACAGUAUCCAUCUAGCACCAAGUUCCCGUCUCCUUUCCCCGCCAUCCCCAAGUCACCUGAAACUUCCUCUACAGAAAAGGAUCCUUGGGGAGCCGUCCUCAUCGUCAGGUGUUGAGACAGGCGCUACAGGGAAUGACGAGUAUGACAAUGAAGAAGGUGCCUCUAGCAGUCGGAGUGCAACGCCUACGUCCCUCUGUAGCUCUUCCGUAAUGGACCCAUGUGGGACCACAACAUCCUCUUCAGCACCGCAUAAUGGUUUCUCCCAUCGGUCCAGAAACCUGAAUCGUAAGGGACGCCGAAAGGAAAAAGGGACGCCGUCAGUGGCUGUUAAUUCAGCCCUUUCUCACGUAGCAAAUGUUUUCAGCCGAGGAAAUAAAAUGAAAUGCACUUCAAGUCCUCGUCGCCAAAGUGCUUUUACAGCUUCACCUGGACUAGCGACACCUGGUAAGAUGACAGCCAAAGAUAAGAAACUUCUGAAGAUGAUACUUGUAAUCUUUGCUUCAUUCGUCAUCUGUUAUCUGCCUAUCACAAUCAGCAAGACUUUCAAAGACACUAUUGACAUUCACGAACUGAACAUAGCUGGAUAUGUACUCAUCUACUUGACGACAUGCAUAAACCCCAUAAUUUAUGUUGUUAUGAGUUCUGAGUACAGACAAGCCUACAAGAAUUUGCUGAUGUGUCGGGGGUAUAUUCAGGAAGCAGCGUAUCCACAACAGCCUGGAAAUGGCGUAGGAGGAACUGGCCGAAGCGUAUCUCAAAGGGCAUGACAACGGCUCCACAGGGGCUCGAGAAAACCAAGGGCUCCUUCUUCGGUGGAUUUAGUGAUGAGAAGGUCCAAAUCACCACCGACCACGUCAGGUGAAGAGAAAGACAGCAAAACAUGAUCAGAGUGUUCGCAUAUUUUGUGUCAUUCCUUGUCAGUCCGCGGAUGAACAUAUAACCCAUUCUGUGCAAAAGUGAUACAGAUGAACGGAACGGAAUGUCUAUUUUUCCGAAAGUUUACCAAAGACGUUUACUCUUCUAGGAGGAGGGUAUAGAUUGCCAAGAUAUUUUUCAAAUGUUCUGAAACUACCAUUUACAUUUAAGCUACGUUACAAUGGCUAAAGUCAGGAGACAGGUGUUUCCAUCAACAACAUAAUUUGUCAAAGUAGAUGUCUUUCAAUGUUUUUAUAACAAUUUUUUGAGGCCAAAGAUUUUCAAAGCCCAAGGGCAAAAAAAAUGAAAUUCACAUUAAGAAUUUGAACCAAAUGAGGGCAUUUUGGUAAGUUUAUAGAAGACUGGAGAUUUUAUUGAUAUAUUUAUAAAGAAAUGAUAAACCAAAGAAAGGCUUGUGAUUAUUAUCCGUAUUAGUCUAUAAUAAAAGUAUUUCAAGAUUUGAGAAAGAUUUUGUUGUUUUCAGAAAAGCCAAAAAGUCAUUUUAGUAUUAGGUCUAAUUAGUCAAACUAGAACAGUGUAGCAAUUUCUGUUUUUGCUCAAAUGUUGCAUCUAUACGCUACAGAACUGUUCUGCAGAAAAUGUCUAGCUCAAAAGUUGCCAUAAGCUAUUCCACUUUCAGCACCGAAUAUGAUGUAAGUAUCUGUAUUCGUGUUGAAUUACUCGGCUACAAUUUGUGAGCAGUUAAUUUGUUUCAGAAGUAACAAAUGUCCGUAUUUUGUCCACACUUUAACGAUAUUCUGUAAAAUGUAGAAAUGGCUCUUGUUUAGAUCACUCAGUCGUCUCCCUUUCUCUUCAAAGAAAGGGACCAUUUGGAGAAAUUAACCACAGUGACCUUUAAUUUAAUAUUUUCUCUUAUCGUUCCCCCUUUCUGCAUUCUCUUCUCCCUCCUCCACCUUUUCU
Messenger RNA from Cryptotermes secundus, 2693 nucleotides. RefSeq names its product G-protein coupled receptor 84. Bases 71 to 1624 code for a protein of 517 amino acids. Gene Ontology annotation, cellular component: membrane. The record is from RefSeq and is a predicted model, not a curated record. Gene Ontology annotation, molecular function: G protein-coupled receptor activity. Gene Ontology annotation, biological process: G protein-coupled receptor signaling pathway. Lineage: Eukaryota; Metazoa; Arthropoda; Insecta; Blattodea; Kalotermitidae. The transcript has 3 exons.